Messenger RNA from Eimeria mitis, 1713 nucleotides. RefSeq lists its product as uncharacterized. The coding region runs from base 1 to 1713 and encodes 570 amino acids. Lineage: Eukaryota; Apicomplexa; Conoidasida; Eucoccidiorida; Eimeriidae. Gene Ontology annotation, molecular function: transcription coregulator activity. The transcript has 2 exons. The record is from RefSeq and is a predicted model, not a curated record. Gene Ontology annotation, cellular component: SWI/SNF complex; nucleus. Gene Ontology annotation, biological process: regulation of transcription by RNA polymerase II.
AUGGAUAGAGACAAAAGCAUACAAGAGAAACAGCAGCAGCAGCAAACAGUUGCUGCUGCUGUUGCUGCUGGGGGAGAAGAAGCAAAUGCACUGGAGCAGCCAAGCAGCAGCAGCAGCAGCAGCAGCAGCAGCAGCAGCAGCAUAAGCAGCAGCAGAAAGGAAGUGAACUGCAAGCCUGCUCUCGAGCUGCUGCUGCUGCUGUGCAGCAGCGACACCCCAGCAGCACUAUAUGAGUCGUUGCUGCUGCCAGUGCUGCAGAGUUUACUGCUGCUGCUGCAGCAGCCAUCGCUUGCUGCUGCUGCUGCUGCAGUAGCUGCUGAGCUGUCUAUACACCCCAGAGCUAGAAAAGAACUCGCGCGGCUAGCAGCAGCAGAUGAAACAACAGGGGGGUUGCUGCUGCAUUGGGGAGCAUCAGCAGCAGCAGCAACAGCAGCAAAAGCAGCAGCAGCAGCAGCAGCAGCAGCAGCAGCAAAAGAAAAAGUUGCUGCUGCCUGCAGCAAGGAAGAAGGCUGUGCAUUAGCGCUGCAGCAGCACAUCUGCUCCAAAGCAGAAUAUAUCCUGCAGCAGCAGCAGCAGCAGCAACAGCAGCAGCAGCAGCAGCAGCAGCAGCAGCAGUUGCUAGCUGCAGCUCGGAGGUGUCUAUGCAACUUUGCCCUCGAAGCGCCGAUGCGGCGGGCGCUGCAGCAGCAGCUGCAGCAGCAGCUGCAGCAGCAGCAGCAGCAGCAGCGGCGGGGAGAGCCGUUGCUGCUGCAGGCGCUGCUGCCAACAGCAGAGGAGGCAGCAGCUGCUGCUGCAGCAACACCAGCAGCAGCAGCAGCAGCAGCAGCAGCAGCAAUCGGCAGCAAGUUGGAUCUGCUGAUAAAUUUAACUAAGAGCCAACAAAUAAGAAAAGAAAUAUGCAGCAGCAACUCAGCAGCACAGCAGCUCGCGUUGCUGCUGCAUGCAUUGACAUCCAGCAGCAGCAGCAGCAGCAGCAGCACCAGCAGCAGCAGCAAGAAGCAAGGUGCAGCAGCAGCAGCAGCUACUGUUCCGGUGCUGCUGCUGCAGCUGAUGGCUCCAGGACACCGCAGGCUGCUGCUGCUAAACCAACUCUUUGGUUUGCUGCUGAACCUCACCACAGAUGCUGCUGCUGCUGCUUCUGCUGCUGCUGCAUUUUUGAAUGGCCUGUGCCUCUCAGAGGUUGCUGCUGCUGCUGCUGCUGCGUUUGCUGCUACACAAGCUAUAGCAGCAGCAGCAAAGGCAAACGUAGCUUACGAUGCAGCAGCAGCAGCAGCAGCAGCUCAGCUGCUGCAGCGAUCCCUCUCUGUUGCAGCUCGCAUGCUCCAGCACCAGCAGCAGCAGCAACCCCAGCAGCCGCAGCAGCAGCAGCAGCAGCAGCAGCAGCAGCAGCAGAUGAGAGUUCCUGCUGCUGUGCUGCAGGCUGAAGCAGCAGCAGUGGCAGUAAUAAGAAGUGCUCAGCAGCAGCAGCAGCAGCAGCAGCAGCAGCAGCAGCAGCAGCAGCAGCAGCAGGAGCAGCAGCUGGUGCCUCUGCUGCAGGCAGCAGCAGAAGCUCUAGACUUCGAGCAGCAGCAGCAGGUGCAGCGCAACGCAGCAAUUUGCAUCGCCACAGCAGUGCAGCAUUCUGAGGUGUAUAGGCACCUCCUAUGGAGACAGCCCCUCAUCACCAAAGUCAUCGCUUCGGCUAGGCACGGGAUACAGGCCAGAACCAGCUAG